GCGAGGCGGUGUCAUUCGACAUAUUGGACACUAAAGUUCGAUAUGAUCUUAGGCAUGUCGUGGCUGCAAAGCGAAGACCAUCCGGUGAACUUCUAUCGACGCACCGUUCACGUUCGUGACCGGCGUGGCGAAUUAGUCCCGUGUACGGUGCCGCUUCCUCAUCCUUCGAUUGGUUGUCACGUGGUCUCCGCGGCGAGCAUUCGCCAAUCCAUCCGGCGGAACGACAUCGAGGAAAUGGGCAUAUGUUUUCUUCACGCCCUCCCACCCGGUGAUCAGCCCAAGACGGAUACGUCGGACCCACGCAUCAUUGAGCAGUUGGACAGCUACGAGGAUGUCUUCCAAGCUCUCGCUGGAGUAGUACCGGAUCGGCCCAUACGCCACGGGAUCACUCUCGAGGACGACACCGUACCUCCACGCGGAUGUAUCUACCGCAUGAGCGAAGAGGAGCUUCAAGUGCUUCGGGCACAACUAGACGACCUCUUGGCCAAGGGCUGGAUUCACCCUAGCUGUUCGCCAUACGGUGCUCCCGUUCUCUUCGUCCGGAAGAAGAACAAAGAUCUACGGUUAUGCAUCGACUAUCGGAAACUUAACGCACAAACAAUCAAGAACACCAGCCCUCUCCCUCAGAUCGAUGAUCUUCUCGAGCGACUAGGCGGCGCCAAGUACUUCUCGAAGCUUGACCUCAAGUCCGGAUACCACCAGAUCGAGAUCCAACCAAGAGAUAGGUACAAGACCGCGUUCAAGACGCGAUAUGGGCACUUUGAGUGGAUCGUCAUGCCUUUCGGUCUCACCAAUGCCCCGGCUACUUUCCAAGCGGCUAUGACGACGGAAUUCCGCGACUUGCUCGACCGCACCGUACUCAUAUACCUUGAUGAUACCUUGGUUUAUAGUCGGACGCUGGACGAGCACCUCGAGCACCUUCGCGCCGUGUUGGAGCGCCUCCGUAUCGCCAAGUACAAGGCAAACCGUGAUAAGUGCGAGUUUGCCCAGCAAGAGUUGGAGUACUUAGGCCAUUACGUUACGCCGCAAGGCAUUCGUCCGCUCGCGGACAAAGUACAAGCCAUUCAAGAUUGGUCGGACCUCAAGUGUACUACCGACGUCCACUCUUUUCUUGGCUUAGCAUCUUACUACAUGCGCUUUGUCAAAGGGUUUCAACGGAUCGCUGCACCAUUGUCGCGACUUCAGUCCCCCUUGGUGCCCUUCGAAUUCAACGGCGAAGCCCGACAUGUGUUUCAUACGCUGAAGACGGCUUUGCUCCAAGCUCCCAUCUUAAGCAUCUAUGACCCGACCUUGCCUACCAAAGUGGCUACGGACGCUUCCGGCUACGGCAUUGGCGCGGUCUUGGAACAGCAUGACGGCACAGACUGGCAUCCGGUUGAGUACUUCAGCCAAAAGGUGCCACCCAUCAACACUCUUGAUGAUGCAAGGAAGAAGGAACUGCUAGCUUUUGUCACCGUACUUGAGCGUUGGCGUCACUUUCUCCUCGGGCGUCGGCGAUUCACGUGGGCAACGGACAACAAUCCUUUGACUUAUUACAAGACACAAGACACGGCCAAGGAAAAGCAAGAGGCUGCCGCAGCCAAAAGACUACGGCUAGCAGAGGAAGCUGCAGCACAAACCCGGCGUCAAGCCGAGGCAGACCAGUUGGCGAUCGAUCAGCUCAACGCCGGCAGCGCUGAACUUGUAAAUGCUUACCAAGCACAAUGGACAGCGGUGCUCAAUGGGAUGCGUUAUGUCCCGGUACCCGGCAGCGAGCCGACAACAGUACAGCAAGAGAGGCAAGACCUGGCAGAUAUUCUACUCCAUACAAUGCGCGCCGUCAUUUGGAACAGCACCAUGGGGGAGCUGCAUUCCCGGUCCACACUGCAGCUGCAGCACGAUCUGAGCCACAACGUGAAGAUACUUGCAGCAGCUGUCAAGGUCGCAGACAACCAGCUGAAACAGCUGGAUGCACGCAUUGCUACCUUGGAGGCAAGGCCUCCCCAAGCAGCGCCAGGCUGCACGACAGAUAUGACAGACAUGACGAAGCAGCUCAAUGGGCGCAUCGAUCAUGUCGUCAAUCUCAUCGGCGACAUAGGUGCUUUCAAUGGGCCGGACACGAUCAGUAGCACGGUGGCCGCCAUCAAGACGGACAUCACCAAGCUGCAAACGAAACCGGACGCCGCCAUGAAGAAUUACAAGAUGCCGCACUUCGACAUCAGCAAGUUCGACGACCACAACAAGAUGAACGCUUUGGCAUGGUGGCAACGUUUCCUCACGGAAGCAUCACGCCGCACUGUCCCGACCGACGACAUGAUGAAGGCGGUCUACUUACAGCUGAUUGGAGGAGCGCAGGCAUGGAUGAACCAUCUGGCGACUACCCACAAAUGCACCAUCGCCGAACUCCACACGCACCUCACGUGGAAAGAGUUCGAGAAGCUAUGGUUCACCCGGUUCAUGGUCCGCAACGUCGUGAAGGCAGCCAUGAACGAGGUGUACACCUGUUCUCAAGGGAGUAUGCCAACUCGGGACUGGACAACCAAGUGGUAAAAGAUAGUGACCACGCCAGGCGUCGAUUUGACUUUUCCUAAUCAACGAUCCGAGUUCUU
Chara braunii is the source of this 2588-nucleotide messenger RNA. The record is from the annotation of a GenBank genome assembly. NCBI's taxonomy places the organism in Eukaryota, Viridiplantae, Streptophyta, Charophyceae, Charales, Characeae.